ACCCAGCAGCUGCAGGCUCAUUAGAGCAUGUCCCCUUUAAUCCAGGCAGUGCUGAGCCAGGCCUUCCAGUCCACACACUGAGCUAGCCAGCUGUCCCACUCUGCUUGAAAAUGGCGGGGGAGGAAGAGGGUGGUGUGGAGGAGGGAGACAUAUUCCUAGCAUUUGCCCAGGGCCCCACUCCUCCUCGGGGGCCCUUUCGGCGGGCUUUGGACAAAAUCUUCCUCACCUUCUUGGUCCUCUUCCUGACCCUGCUGAUGCUGGAGGCUGCUUACAAACUGCUGUGGCCACUGCCAUGGGCCAAGUUUCAGCACUGGCUCCUGAGGACCCCUGAGGAGGAGGCAGCUCUGGAACUGUGAGCAUCUUCUUAUAGACAACCUGUCCUGGCUACUGAGCUGUCCAGGAGGAAGAGACACCCCGCGGGAUUUUACGAGCCGCAUUUCGUUUCCCAGCGCUCCCAGCGGCAGCUUGCACGGCUUCUCCCCAAGCCCGCGCCAGGUUACCCCGCGCUCCACCUCCUGCCCUGCAAACCCCCGCCGUGAAGCACUGCCUUCUGUACUGUCAGGACGACCCUCGGAGAAACUGAGGGCCCACGGUUCCCACCAGGGUCCUCGGUCAUUACGUCAGUGGUGCAGACUGAGCUGCCAGUCGCCGACUGCAAUAAUAACAAUAUCUCAAGCGAGCAGCAUGCUGAGUUCAAUUGUAUGCAUGUGUGUGCAUGCGUGUGUGCACCUGACCCAGGAGGCCGGGGCUGGACAGCCUCGAGGGGCGCGUCGCCUCCAGGCGGUGGAACACGGGGCUCGAGGGAGAGCAACGUAGGGGAGUUCCAGGCUUACACCAACCCAGGACAGGAAAAGAAAAUAUUUUAUUUCUUUCCCUGGAGCUCUGCACAGCCAUAGAAACGCUAGCUCCUUAGGUACCUGGUUGGGGUUCCUUCCACCCGAUGGCGUGGGGUGGUGGAGGCAGGUCUGAGGCAGGAAGUUUCUGAUUGGCCGAGUGGCUCCGGCAAGAGCCGGUGCAAAGAGCUCCACGCCUGGCCGAGCAGGCCGGUGCCGUACGGCAACGUGGCG
This is a messenger RNA of Arvicanthis niloticus (Nile rat), 1067 nucleotides long. RefSeq names its product small integral membrane protein 40 (gene Smim40). NCBI's taxonomy places the organism in Eukaryota, Metazoa, Chordata, Mammalia, Rodentia, Muridae. The record is from RefSeq and is a predicted model, not a curated record.